This is a messenger RNA of Cornus florida, 819 nucleotides long. RefSeq lists its product as uncharacterized. The transcript has 2 exons. The record is from RefSeq and is a predicted model, not a curated record. Lineage: Eukaryota; Viridiplantae; Streptophyta; Magnoliopsida; Cornales; Cornaceae. The coding region runs from base 1 to 819 and encodes 272 amino acids.
AUGUCUCUUCCGACGGCUUACUGGAAACUCAUAGCGAAGCAAUGCAAGAUAGUCCAGCUGCCAUCAUCUCACGUCCAGAAUGAAUCCGACGGCCACCUGUUUAUCUCAAUGACUAUGCGCUCACCACCACCUCUGAUUAAAAAGUAUAUACAUGAUCUUCUUACUCGAACAAAAAUGCUUGACAGCUUUUCCAUAGCUACACCGAUGAUCAUUAAAGAAAAGUCAGCAUAUUCUGAUGUCGAUCAAAUUGAUACCACUGCUUAUCAUAGCAUCAUUGGUGCUUUGCAAUACUUAACCUUCACAAGACCUGACAUCAUUCAUGCAGUCAAUCGGGUAUGUCAGCAUUUUAACAAUCCAACUUUAGUUCACAUAAAGGCAGUUAAGCGAAUCCUACGGUAUCUUAAAGGAACCCAACAUUUUGGGCUACGUUAUCUUUCUCAAAGUUCUUCAUCUUUGUAUGGUUUUAGCGAUGCCGACUGGGCUGGAUGUCCAACUAUAAGGAGAAAUACUACGGGGUUUUGUGUUUUCUUUGGUGCAAACUGUGUUUCAUGGUGUUCAAAGAAACAACCGACAGUCGCUCGAUCUAGUUCGGAGGCCGAAUAUCAAUCUAUGGCCUCCACUACCGCUGAAAUCACUUGGUUAACAUUUUUGCUCAGAGACAUUGGUAUAACACUUUGUCAACCUCCUCAGUUAUUUUGUGACAAUAUUAGUGCACUUCAUAUGUCUGUCAAUCCAAUGUUUCAUGCUCGAUCUAAACAUAUCGAGCUUGACUAUCAUUUUGUUCGUGAAAAGGUUGUUAUGGGUACUCUUAUUACAUGA